AUGGCCGAAACGGGAAAGCUAAAAAUACGGGAAUCCGCCCCAGAUCCGCCCAAACUUCUCGACCUGCCGGCCGAUGUUUUACGCCUGAUACUGGACCCGCUGCCUUUGCGGGACGUGCGGAAGUUACGGCAUAUGCACAGCUUUUUCAACAGCUAUGCCAUUCAUGAGCGCCGAGCCGACGAAUUCACGCUGAUAUCGAUCCUACAGUAUCAAACAACAGAAGUUGCCAGGCUGUACGUAAUGCGACAACAGACCGUUUCUGAAAUCAGAAGAGGCGAAAUCCCCCGAUUUGGCACGGCCCUCCCACUUAGUAGAGAUGCUUGUCGACCACGACGCUGGCCCCAGAAACAGUUGCGCCGAUCGCGACGCACGAGACUCCCGCCAACCACAUGGAUAGCGCGAGAAUACUACAAUUUCGGAGAAGCUUUCCGGGAAACGGCUCUGUUAGGCCGGUUUCGCGCGACCCAAAUUCAGCUCUCACAGGUCGUUAUUGAUAGCAGUAUCCAGGCACUAAUCAUCAACUCCGGCGCUAAGUCCAUCGAAAUCGAUGUUGUGUCCGGCUCUCCGAAUCUUUAUUUGCCAGUACCCUCCACGUGUCGAACACUUGCAAUACGCUGUUCUGCAAACCUAGAAUUGAACCCAAACCUCCUCAAUUUGACUUUCACCAAUCGUCUCAACAGGGCCCAUUUUAGCAAUUCCGUCGCAAGCAUCUUCAGCAUCCACGGCUCCAGUUCUGCCCGCCGCCGAUUGCGGGUGCCCCGGGAUUUGGCCGCUCGAAAUUCCUCGCCCAUCCCGAGUCUGAAAAAUGAGUGUCCUGUCAUUGAUUUGACUGCCGCCACUGGGCUUGAAAGUCUCGACUUCAACGGUGAAUCCUACCAGAUGCUUUUCACUGCCGAGGCAAAGAAUGCCCUCAACAACCUCCGGGCCGGCAUCUCUACAUACCAAGCUCUCGAAACGUUGCGCUCAGAGAUUGAAACCUGUGCUCCCCGCCUCGUUUCAUGUUGGGAAUGUGAAGAGACGGGAGCUACUUUUCUACCUGAUCCGAGAUACCUCACCAUCGAUGAGGCCAAGGGCACCUGGGAGAAAUUUGAAGCAAUCGCGUGCCGCCCAAAUGACCUAUGCGAUGUCAAAGUGUUGAUGCUUAGGACCGAAGCAGCCGAACCCAAAUACGGCCAAAAAUUCGUCGAGAUGGUGGAGCAGGGUCGACUGCGCGCUCGGACUAUCUGGUUCAUCGGAGGCCAGAUGGGGGCUGUGGUAGAAGGGUUGUUAAGGAAAUCCUGCCCCGAGAAAAUUCACUGGGCAACGUCAUUCCGGCCGGUCGCCGAGCUCCAUAUUCCGGAGACGUGCCAGGAGCUCCAUCUGCCGCCCUCCUAUUGGGGAGAGCAGUUGGUCGUCGACUUGACCGUGGCGACGGGGCUCAAGAAAUGCGUCGCAGACGAUGUUCAGAACCUCGACGAUUUGUUUGCACCCACGGUCAUGAUGGCAUUAAAUAAGCUGCGAGCUGGCAAGUCUACGAGAAAAGCUGUCGCCAUUCUGCGUCGCAUCCUCCCCCAGCCUUGGAUAAUCAUCGAAACCCCGCGUCAAUAUGAAUUCAACUUCUUUGGAAGAUAUGUCGUGCAGAGUCGGAGCCGAUUCGAGACGAUGGUCGUGUGGCGGUCGGAUUUUCCGGGCCUUACAAGGGUUGAUCUCGAUGGGAGCCCGAUUACCUGGGAGCAAUUUCGAGGGUUGUUUUGCGGCCAGAGAAAAACCUUCAAAGUCAACUUGCUCUAUCUGUCGGGACGCCGAAAAGCGGUCCAGGUCCCCGACAAAUUCCUCGAGAUGGCACACCAGGCCCGAUUUCGAGCCCGCGAGAUCCAGCUCUCAAGUACCAACACGGAUCCGGGUGUGAUGGCGUUAGUGGCUGAAUCCUGCCCCGAAACGAUCACCGUAACUGAUACCUCCGGCUCGGCUGAUGAGUACCUGCCAGUCCCAGAAACUUGCCGAAACCUUUCCAUCUACUGGAACCGCCGGGCGCCCAACUUUGAAGAGCCGAAUCAAUAUAAAGUCGCUCCUGUCGUGGAUUUGACAAAAGCCACCGGGCUUGAAAAAAUCGAAAUCAACUGCCGGGAGCAGAAGAGAAUGAUGACACCCUUGGCGAUGGUCGCGUUCAAUAACCUUCGCCUCGGCAUAAAAAUUGAUCAAGCCAAGCAGUCGUUGAUCGACGAGUUGCACGAAACUUUUAUAGGCAUCCCGGUUUGGAGAUUCCUCGAAUCAGACCAUCGAUAUUAUAUGCUACAUCAGAAUGUCUCGUUUUUCAUUGAAAAAUCGGCGGAAGUGGCGUCG
Mesorhabditis spiculigera is the source of this 2322-nucleotide messenger RNA. The record is from the annotation of a GenBank genome assembly. NCBI's taxonomy places the organism in Eukaryota, Metazoa, Nematoda, Chromadorea, Rhabditida, Rhabditidae.